Molecule: messenger RNA, 852 nt
Organism: Colletotrichum spaethianum
Lineage: Eukaryota; Fungi; Ascomycota; Sordariomycetes; Glomerellales; Glomerellaceae
Product: methyltransferase ustM
Exons: 2
Coding region: 1-852 (283 amino acids)
Source: RefSeq, a predicted model, not a curated record
AUGUCCCAACCACCGUCACCCCCCUCCCCAACCCUCCUCUCCCUCGCAAAUUCCUACCCCCACAACCCAGCGCACCUCCACACCGUCCUCCUCCCGCAACUAGCCCACCGCCUCCGCCUCGCAGCCCUCUGGUCCAUCGCACCAUCAACAAAAGUCCUCGACAUCGGCUGCGGCCAGGGGGACUCGUCCCUCGCCCUCUCCCACGUCGUGGGCCCACCGACCCCUGAUGGUGACAACACCACCGGCGCCGGGGCGGCAUCCGGUGCCCCGCCCGGCCCCGGCCACGCCGACGCGCCGGCCUACCUCGCCUCCAACCCCUCGGCGUCCUUCGACACCGCGGCCCUGUGCCACUCGCUGUGGUACUUCCCGUCCCGCGCUGCCGUCGUCGCCCUCUUUGAGGCGCUCUACUCGUCGGGGCAGGUCAAGAGGCUCUGCUUCGCCGAGUACGCUCUGACGGCCAGGACCCCUUCCCAGAAGCCGCACGAGAUGGCCGUCGCGGCGCAGAAGCGGUUCCAUGCGCUCCGCGAGGACAGGGGGCUCACGCUGCACCAGGCAAACGUCCGCGGCGCGCUGGACCCGGAGGAGAUGGUGGCCUUGGCGCAGGAGGCCGGGUGGAAAUUGGUGGAGAGAGGGGUGGUCGACACGCCGGGGCUGUUGGAUGGGCGGUGGGAGGUUGGCGCCGUGGUGGAUCCGAGUUGGGCGGAGGAGGUGGCCGAGGAGGGGUUGGGGAAGAAGGCCGAGGAGGAGCUGCUCGGAUACGUUGCUGAGGUCAAAGCCGCUGUUGACAAGUUGAAGGAGAGCGGGGAGAAGGUCGCGACGAUGGAUGCUGUGUGGGUGGUUAUGGAGCGCUGA